AUGUCCUCCAUCCUCCGCAGACUCCAGGGGGGCAACCUCGAAGUCUUCAAGUUCGGCAUGUACAUCAUCUUCCCUAUCGGCUGGAUGUACUAUUUCGGUACGAACCUCGACGACCGCUUCAGCGUCCCCGGCUUCUGGCCCACCACCGAACAAUCGCACAAGAUCCCCCUGGAGAAGGAAGAGAUUGAUUGUGAACUGGCGCGCAUGCGUAUGGUGGAUGCUGUUCGUCGAGAGAAGCGACAGCAGCGC
Aspergillus sclerotioniger CBS 115572 is the source of this 249-nucleotide messenger RNA. RefSeq lists its product as uncharacterized. The record is from RefSeq and is a predicted model, not a curated record. The transcript is spliced from 2 exons. Gene Ontology annotation, biological process: mitochondrial respiratory chain complex IV assembly. Lineage: Eukaryota; Fungi; Ascomycota; Eurotiomycetes; Eurotiales; Aspergillaceae. The annotation marks the transcript as partial. Gene Ontology annotation, cellular component: mitochondrion; mitochondrial inner membrane.